Molecule: messenger RNA, 444 nt
Organism: Gopherus flavomarginatus (Mexican gopher tortoise)
Lineage: Eukaryota; Metazoa; Chordata; Testudines; Testudinidae
Gene: POLR2K
Product: RNA polymerase II, I and III subunit K
Exons: 4
Coding region: 114-290 (58 amino acids)
Biological process (GO): DNA-templated transcription
Cellular component (GO): RNA polymerase II, core complex; RNA polymerase III complex; RNA polymerase I complex
Molecular function (GO): DNA binding; zinc ion binding; DNA-directed RNA polymerase activity
Source: RefSeq, a predicted model, not a curated record
UCAUCGCAGCUUGGGGCGGAGCUGGUCCCGAUUGCUGCGUUUGCGGAGGAGGCCUUGCGACCCGUGUGUGCUCGCAGGGGUUUGUCGCGUCCGCAGUCUGGGCCUGAGAGAAUAUGGAUUCUCAAAAGGAUGUUCAGCCUCCAAAGCAACAGCCAAUGAUUUACAUUUGUGGAGAAUGUCACACAGAAAAUGAAAUAAAAGCAAGAGAUCCUAUCAGGUGUCGAGAAUGUGGGUACAGAAUAAUGUACAAGAAAAGAACAAAAAGAUUGGUUGUCUUUGAUGCCCGGUAAUGUGAAUUCAAGAUGUAGCUGUUUUGGCCUGGUUCAUUUUAGUAUACCGAUACGUUGUGUUUGUAUACACGUCUGUUGUGGAGAAAUAUAUAGUUUUUCAUUCUGAGAUCUGUUGUAAAUUAUUCAAGUAGCUAAAUAAAGUUUUUAAUAUCAA